Cariama cristata (Red-legged seriema) is the source of this 765-nucleotide messenger RNA. RefSeq names its product estrogen receptor-like. NCBI's taxonomy places the organism in Eukaryota, Metazoa, Chordata, Aves, Cariamiformes, Cariamidae. The transcript has 5 exons. The record is from RefSeq and is a predicted model, not a curated record.
AUGGCGACGGAACGGCCUUGUAAUGACCUGAUGGCAAAAGGACACCACACGGAGACUUGUGUCCCCGCCUCGCUGGGAUUUGUGGAUUUAACACUCCAUGAUCAGGUCCAUCUACUGGAAUGUGCCUGGUUAGAGAUACUGAUGAUUGGCUUAGUCUGGCGCUCCAUGGAACACCCAGGAAAGCUUUUAUUUGCACCUAACCUAUUACUGGACAGGAAUCAAGGGAAGUGUGUAGAGGGCAUGGUGGAAAUCUUUGACAUGCUGCUGGCUACUGCUGCUCGCUUUCGCAUGAUGAACCUUCAAGGGGAGGAAUUUGUGUGCCUUAUCUGCUGAAUUCUGGUAAGUGGUGUGUACACUUUUCUUUCCAGCACCUUGAAAUCUCUGGAAGAGAGAGACUAUAUUCACCGUGUUCUGGACAAAAUCACAGACACUCUGAUACACUUAAUGGCUAAGUCGGGUCUUUCUCUGCAGCAGCAACACAGACGACUGGCUCAGCUCCUCCUCAUCCUUUCUCACAUCAGACACAUGAGCAACAAAGGAAUGGAGCACCUGUACAAUAUGAAGUGUAAGAACGUAGUUCCACUCUAUGAUCUCUUGCUGGAGAUGCUGGACGCUCACCGGCUGCACGCCCCGGCUGCCAGGAGUGCUGCACCCAUGGAAGAGGAGAGCCGGAGCCAGCUGACAACUGCGUCAGCGUCAUCUCAUUCCUUGCAGUCUUUUUAUAUAAACAGCAAAGAAGAGGAGAAUAUGCAGAAUACAAUAUAA